This is a messenger RNA of Cynocephalus volans (Philippine flying lemur), 681 nucleotides long. RefSeq names its product PROP paired-like homeobox 1 (gene PROP1). NCBI's taxonomy places the organism in Eukaryota, Metazoa, Chordata, Mammalia, Dermoptera, Cynocephalidae. The transcript is spliced from 3 exons. Gene Ontology annotation, molecular function: RNA polymerase II cis-regulatory region sequence-specific DNA binding; DNA-binding transcription factor activity, RNA polymerase II-specific. Gene Ontology annotation, biological process: regulation of transcription by RNA polymerase II; pituitary gland development. Gene Ontology annotation, cellular component: transcription regulator complex. The record is from RefSeq and is a predicted model, not a curated record. Bases 1 to 681 code for a protein of 226 amino acids.
AUGGAAGCAGAAGGGAGGAAUCGGCAGGGUAAGCAGCAGAAGGGGCAAGUUUGCAGCAGCCUCCUGCCUGAGAGAUGCCCAGCUCCUGGGACUCUGACCUCCAGGGCGGACAUGAGCACUCAGUCCUACAGGAGGCUCUCUGGUUCAGGAGUGGGGAGACCAAGGCUCUCCCCACAAGGAGGACAGAGGGGUCGCCCACACUCCCGGCGCCGCCACCGCACCACUUUCAGCCCAGCACAGCUGGAACAGCUGGAGGCAGCCUUUGGAAGGAACCAGUACCCUGACAUCUGGGCCCGUGAGGGUCUUGCUCGGGACACGGGGCUCAGCGAGGCCAGAAUCCAGGUCUGGUUCCAGAACCGCAGAGCUAAGCAACGGAAGCAAGAGCGGUCACUGCUCCAGCCACUGGCCCAUCUGUCUCCUGCCACAUUUUCUGGUUUCUUGCCUGAGUCCUCUGCUUGCCCCUAUUCCUACGCAACACCACCUGCACCGGUGACCUGCUUCCCUCACCCCUACAACCAUGCCCUUCCCUCCCAGCCCUCCAUGGGUAGUUCCUUUGCUCUACCACACCAAUCUGAGGACUGGUACCCGACCUUGCACCCAACCCCCACUGGGCAUCUGCCCUGCCCCCCACACCCACCCAUGCUUCCCCUCAGCCUUGAGCCACCAAAGUCCUGGAACUAA